ACCACACCGGCUUCAGGCUGGCGCGCGUGGCAACUCGAGAGGAGAUGAGUGAGAAACGGGCCGCCGAGCCCGGCCCGAGCCAGGUCGGGAAGAAGAGAAAGAAAGAGGUGAAGGCGGAAAUGUCGCGUGCGGUGACGGAAGAGACCUUUAAAGGGCAGAUGGCCGAGGCCUGGCGUAGCCGGACGCCGUUCCGCCACGAUGCUGUUGUCAUGGACAUGGACCCUUUCCUUCACUGUGUGAUCCCAAAUUUCAUCCAAAACCAAAACUUUGUGGAAGAGCUGCAGAAAGAACUUUUGAACUUGAACUUCCAUGAAAAGUGUAAUGAUCUAUAUAAGUUCCAUCAGUCUGACGAUUUGAAGAAGAGAAGAGAACCUCACAUCUGUGCUUUAAGGAAAAUUCUAUAUGAAGAUUUUCGAAUCUGGAUUUCUGACAUUUCUAAGACGGACCUGGAAUCAACCAUUGACAUGUCCUGUGCUAAAUAUGAAUUUUCAGAUGCCCUGCUCUGCCAUGAUGAUGAGCUGGAAGGGCGACGGAUUGCCUUCAUUCUUUACCUAGUUCCUCCCUGGGACCAGAGCUUGGGUGGCACCCUGGAUCUGUACAAUGUGAAUGAGCACUUUCAGCCGAAGCAGAUUGUCAAGUCUCUUGUCCCUUCAUGGAACACAUUGGUUUUCUUUGAAGUGUCUCCAGUAUCCUUUCACCAGGUGUCUGAAGUCCUCUCUGAAGAAAAGUCUCGUUUGUCCAUAAGUGGCUGGUUUCACGGUCCUUCAAUAACCAGACCUCCCAUGUACUUUGAGCCUCUCCUACCUCGGAGUCCUCACAUUCCUCAAGAUCAUGAAAUCUUGUAUGAGUGGAUCAACCCUACUUACCUGGACAUGGAUUACCAAAUUCAGAUUCAAGAAGAGUUUGAAGAAAGUUCCGAAAUUCUCCUCAAGGAGUUCCUUAAGCCUGAGAAAUUUGCCAAGGUCUGUGAGGCUUUGGAGAAAGGAGAUGUGAAGUGGAACAGCCGGGGUCCCCCUAAUAAAAGGUUCUAUGACAAGGCUGAGGAAAGCAAUCUUCCCGACAUACUGAAGGACUGCAUGGUGUUAUUCCGCUCCGAGGCGUUUUUCCUGCUACUCUCCAACUUCACAGGUCUGAGGCUUCACUUCCUGGCACCUUCCGAAGAUGAGACUGAGGACAAGAAAGAGGGAGAAACUUCCGCUGCUUUGGCUGACACUGAAGAAGGUACUAGCCAUAGUUCCUCAGAGCCAGAGGUGGAUCCAGCGGCCGGUGGCAGCAGCAGCCGGCAGAGUGGGGAACAGAGCAUCCCGGACUCAGGAGAUGUCACAGAGGAGGACGCAGCAAAGGAAGAAUCCAGUGUUCCCAUGUGCCACGGAGAGUUGAGGGGUUGGAAGACUGGUCACUACACACUAAUCUAUGACAACAUCAAGACUGAAUUUGCCCUGGACUUACUUUUCUACUGCGGCUGUGAAGGCUGGGAUCCAGAGUUUGGGGGUUUUACUUGCUACAUUGCCAAAGGUGAAGAUGAAGAGCUGCUAACAGUGAAUCCAGAAAACAACUCUUUGGCAUUGGUCUACAGAGAUAAAGAGACACUGAAAUUUGUCAAGCACAUUAACCAUCGAAGCCUUGAACAAAAGAAAACCAUCCCCAACAGAACAGGUUUCUGGGACUUUUCAUUUGUUUAUUAUGAAUGACAAGACAGGACAGAGUGGAAAGACGCCCUUCAUCGCGCUGCCUGGAAGAGCACGGCAGGAAGAGGAGCAGAGCUGCAGAGGGUGGUGUGCGGCAGUGCCCUCAGCCUCUGUACCUGCAGAUCAGCCCCAGAUGAGAACAGACUGGCAGCUGAGCCCCGCCGUCAGGAAGGACCAGGACUUUUUUCAACCAGCGGGACAUUUCUACAGGCCAGCAAUUGAAAACUACUGUCCUGCGACAAUGUUCUUAGAACUGUGUGUGGUUGUCCUUUAGUAAAACUCACCAUAAUUGUCCAUAGUCUAGACCUAGCACUUGGAGCUAGAGACUUACUCAAAUUAAAAGGGACAAAAAGGAUUUUUUUUUGUCUUUUGGGUUCAUUGUCCAUAUCACAUUUUUCUGUAUAUCCAUUUUGUUCUGCAUGCAACCUUCUCCGGCAUUGAUGUUCACAACUCUUCUUUCCAAAUUGAAACUGUUCCUAGUAGACUGACUACCCAUUUUUCUUUCCUCCCCCACACUUUCCCUCAAUUUAUUUGUUUAAACUUGGUUUAAACUUGGUAAAAAGACUCAACCAAUAAGAUCAAUUUAUAUAGCUAUUUAUAUAAAUUUUUCAGACAAUAAAACAGAGGAUGAAAUAUAAAAUUCAGCUAUUUCUAUUUUUUUUUUCCAAUACCUACAUGGUAGUGGAGCAUUUACAUGAUCCCGAUAAUGGAAACAGCUUU
Sorex fumeus (smoky shrew) is the source of this 2408-nucleotide messenger RNA. It is a transcript of the gene OGFOD1, whose product is annotated as 2-oxoglutarate and iron dependent oxygenase domain containing 1. The transcript is spliced from 13 exons. Lineage: Eukaryota; Metazoa; Chordata; Mammalia; Eulipotyphla; Soricidae. Gene Ontology annotation, cellular component: cytoplasm. Gene Ontology annotation, molecular function: iron ion binding; L-ascorbic acid binding; peptidyl-proline dioxygenase activity. Gene Ontology annotation, biological process: regulation of translational termination; peptidyl-proline hydroxylation. The record is from RefSeq and is a predicted model, not a curated record. The coding region runs from base 45 to 1691 and encodes 548 amino acids.